This is a messenger RNA of Dioscorea cayenensis subsp. rotundata (Guinea yam), 1916 nucleotides long. RefSeq names its product mini-chromosome maintenance complex-binding protein. Gene Ontology annotation, molecular function: chromatin binding. The record is from RefSeq and is a predicted model, not a curated record. Gene Ontology annotation, biological process: DNA-templated DNA replication. NCBI's taxonomy places the organism in Eukaryota, Viridiplantae, Streptophyta, Magnoliopsida, Dioscoreales, Dioscoreaceae.
UCAGAUCGAACGAGAAUGGUGGGUCCUUUGUACGAUUUCGUGGCGAAUCCAUUCGGCGCCGUGCGGCUGAGCUUCGAGCAGGCGGUGGCAGCAUCACCCGCCGAUGAUCCGGUGGCGGUGUUCGCUGGUAAGGAUUGGGGUGCUCUUGAUCUCUUUCGCGACUUCCUCCUGGAAAAGGGUGGCCUUUCCCAGGUUCCGAUACUUGAUGCUUCAAGUCGCCAAUGGAUUCAACCUAAUUCCCUGGUCCGCUUCAGAGGAAUGGUGCAGGAUAUGCUUGGAAAGGAGCUCUAUAUUGGCGCUUUCCAGGAUGGAUCGAACUGGAGGACAAAUAAAUACUCUGAUGGAGCUUUGUUCCCGAUGCCUGCUGGAUGCCAAUCUGCAUAUGAAUCAAAUCUCUGGGAGCGUCUUCUCUUGCAUUGUGUUCCUGUUCCUGGCCAUAAUUCAUGGGCCACGCAUUCUACACCUCCACAAGUAUUUAGAAAUGUCAUGGACAAUUCUAUGUAUGAGCAUGGUGAAAAACGUCAGAGAGAUGAAGGAAUUGUUGAAAACAAUGAGCAUGGAGGGUCACCUUCCUCUAAGAAACAGAAGGAAGGUGAACACCCUUGUCAGUUAAAUCAUUCAUCACAAAGGUCAUUGGUUCAAGGUGGUUUUUCAGAGCCAAGGAAUGGAGCAGCUCUUUCUUGUGUGAUUAAGAUGUAUGACACUCCUGAGUGUGAUUUAAAGCUGAAUGAUGUCUUUGAGUUCAUAGCCAUUUACACAUUUGAUCCAGAGCUUGUUGCUUACAAGGAAGAUGCUGAUGAUCUUACGGAUGACCUUCUGGAUGAUCCAUUGAUGCAUCUCCCUCCUAGUAAGGUACCACGUCUGCACUGUUUAAUUUGUCGAAAGCUGGCCAUUCAAGAUUUCGUUUCCAGUCCCCUGUCUGUUGAGCUUCCUAAUAUGAUUAAAGGGAUCCGAGGAUCUUUGUUGAGACAUCUUACACAAGUUCUUGGCAAUGAUGGUUUGGCAGCAGAAUGCCUCUUGUUGCAUCUUCUAUCAAGGCUUCGUGCUAGAGUAGAUGCAGUUUCAGUGGGCAAGUUAUCACUAAACCUAACUGGCUUCAACGGAGAAACUGCAUCCAUUUUUGGAAAUCGGAUUACAAGUGCAAUUCAGAGCCUCCUUCCUUUCUCACAAUAUAUUCCACUCACUGUAGAUUAUCUCAACACAGCAACACUUCAACCCAAAAAAAAUAAUCAAACUGGAAGGUUGAUACCUGGAGUCCUGCAGCUAGCUCAAGGUACACACUUGACAAUUGAUGAAAGCCAUUUGCAGCCUGGAAACCUUGAUUCCAAUGGUGUGCACAAUGCAAGGUUGCUUAAGAAGUUAAUUGAACAGUUAUCGGUGGAAUAUGACUUUGAGUUCUACACGUCGGAAAUGACUGCUGAUGUCCAGUUAUUAAUUCUUUCUGAUGGAAAGUCCAACAUCAUGCCUGCUGAUCUAGUGUUACCAUUCUGUCCAAAUGCCGUCAAUUCUAUUGCAAAUCCAAGUCCUGAAGAACUGCAAUCUUGGAGGUGGUACCUAGACACUCUCAGGUCCCUUCCUUACUCUAGCCAGCCUGAUCUUCAUCAGAUGCUGCAGGAUGAACUGGUUGCAGCAAUGCGAGAAGAUCGAAGCUUAGGCUGCCAACAACUUAACAGGUGGCUAACCAUGGCCCGACUAAUCUCAGUCAGUUUCGGGGACGGAGAACUCUCCUUGGAACACUGGCAAAUGUUCAAGGAGAUAGAAAGACUCAGAAAGGAAAGGAUCAAGUAACUCUAAAUAUUGAACUAUGACUUGUGAUCCAUGAAAAUUAUAAAUAUUGUUAUAUUCAAGAUCACAAGGCAAAUUCUUCCAAAGAAUCAAUCAAGUACUAAAUUGUUUGUUUUAGUAGUAACUAAUCA